Sorex fumeus (smoky shrew) is the source of this 1047-nucleotide messenger RNA. It is a transcript of the gene TMEM236, whose product is annotated as transmembrane protein 236. The transcript is spliced from 5 exons. Lineage: Eukaryota; Metazoa; Chordata; Mammalia; Eulipotyphla; Soricidae. The record is from RefSeq and is a predicted model, not a curated record. The coding region runs from base 1 to 1047 and encodes 348 amino acids.
AUGAUUUCGGGAAAGACCAUCAAGCUGGUGGUCUUUGAGCUGCUGGAGUUUGUGGCCUUCUCCGUCCCCACCCUGGUGAUUGUGGAGAAGUUCGCCUCAUCCUACCAGGGCAUGCUGACCACGCCCGAGAGAACACAUUACUGGAUGAUUGUUUCUUGCUCCAUUGCUUAUGUGGCUUCCACGACUCUGCUGAUCUGGGUUCCCGUCAAAGUCCUCCUGUACAAGAAACGUCACCUGUACAAAAAGAUUAAAGGAUGGAGACCUGUUAUGAUGAUGAGUGUGAUACUUACCACCCUACCCAGCUUCAGCUUCUCUGUAGCAACGACAGAGAUUAAGAAAAAUGGCACGAGUAGCAAUAGCAAUGAUUCCAUAACUCCAUUACCUGACCUGCCCGUCUCUCUGGUUCUGACGUGCCUGAUUGUACUUGACAUUAUUGAAAAGCUCAGGAUAUAUCCUCUGAGAGGGACACAAAAGAUGUCCCUUUCUCACCACAUCCAUGAAACCACUCUGCAGAACAUCAGAACUGUCUCAGAUGGAGUGACUCAGAGUGCCGGCAGCUCAGUGGCUCCGCAGCCCACCAAGAGGACCAAGGUCCCGGCCGCCAAUAUUGAGAGCCCCUCUUUGCAGCCAGAGGGACCCCAGGAACCCAACUUCCAGUUGAGCAUCUGGAGGACAGUGUCCCACCAGGACAGACGCGCUGAAAUCUUCCUCUGGAGCUUUGUGAACUGGUCGGACACAGUGGAGAUGGUGCGUGUGGCCGGCCACUCUGCUGUGUACACGAGCGCCUGGAUCUACCCGGUCUACAUCUUCAGCUACAUCUCUCUCCUGAGAAUUUUAUUAACGCCCAAGAAUCCUCUUCGGCAUUUCCUGGGUGUUGUGCUCCAAGAGGUGCCUUUCAUCUUUCUUAGACUCAGUUUGAUCAUCUCCUUAGGAACCAUCACGCCCGUUCUGGGCCUUUGCAAGAAUGUCCUGGUAGCAUUCUCUUACUUUUACUUCAAUCACUUAACCAAACUUCGGCUUUUCUCCACCUACGAAACUUCCUUCUAA